GACUCUUUUGUUAGCGUAUUGACAAAUAUAAAGGGUUAUAUAGAUUCGAGCAUUGAAAAGAUCUUGACUAAUCUUCAUAGCCGAGAGAUUAACAUUUUUGUUGCUGUUUAUCUGACAGGAAAAAACAAGACAAAUAAAAGAUCGUUUCACCAAAAUAGAUACAAGGUCUAGCUUUGUAUUCUAAUUGGAGCAUUCUGGCGUAACAAGUAUUAAUAGGAAAGAAGUUUUCUUAUCGCACGGGUGGAAGCUUUCAUUAUUAUUAGCGCGUGAAAACAGUCACAGAUAAGGAAAGAGAGAUAUUACUUGAUUAAUUAUCGCCAAGCUCUUGCAUUUAAAAUUCGCAGCUGCGUUCAAUAAUUCUAUUCUUGUUUGACGAUCGAAAAAAAAUAUCACACAGUUACGCUUUUUGAAUUAAUCGAACCUUUGAGCUUGUGAAGAAUGGAGAAGUAAAAUAUGUUUUCAUUGAAAAAAAUCAAUGUUUCGAAGAACGCGAAAAUUGGAGAGACAAAUUCGACUUUUUAAAUAUCAAAGCUGCUCAAAACAUGAAAACAGAGAUGAUUAAUUUUUCUGUUUCUUUUAUUAAGGGUAAAAAGCUGAAGAAUAAUAAUACGGUAAGAACAACAACAAUUUCUUGAUUUCAGGUAAAAAUAAAACGAGAUCCAAGCGAGACAAACCUUUUCAAUUUCUUUUGUUGACAAUUUUUGAAUGCAUAACAAAUAAAAAUGCUCGGGGAUGGCUGAUUGAAAGACGUUCCUUUAUUAGUUUGGGAAAGAAUUAAUUGUAAUCUCCAGAAAAACAUUAAUAAAUGCGAUGAUUAAUUCCACUGGCGCGUCGAGUUCGAGUCACGUGGUCUUACUUAAUUGGUGAUAAUUAAUUACAAUAAGAAAUCGAAUCUCUUUGGCGGGUAGUGCGCAUGUCGUAAUUGUUGAUUUCAAUGGAAUGCCCCAUCAAAGAUGUGUCAUUCGAUGUUUGAACUCCAACUGGUCGAGUUAUGUCUUCGCAAAUUUUGUCGGCCAAUACGUAUCACUUCCAGGAAAUAGGCUUUUUAUGAAACCCCCGUGAUUAUUAAAAUUAAAUUUCUGUAGAGCGGAACGGUGGAGCAAUGGAAAAGGGGUCAUCUCAACCACAACAGCAGCAGCGUAGCGUUUCGGCCGCCGAUCGAGAUGGACUGCGGACGGACCGUGAGAGCAGGCGGGAACCAUCAUCGCCGCACACAUUCAAGCAGCAUCGCUCGUCGCUGUCGAGCGGUUCCGUGGAGAGCCGGAUGGCGGAACUUGAUGAUAUUCAACGGUCGAUGGAAGUAGAGGAAACGGAGGAGGAAAGCUUUGAAGAGGACAGGUUCAAGUCGAGAGAACAUUACGAUACGGACUCUGAUAGUGUUUCUAGUGGACGUGAGGCCGCACCGUAUCAACAAGGAGCUCGCGUGCAGAAUCAACAGCCCCCUUCCCCGGUGGAAACUUACAUCAACAACAGUGUCAGCGGGAUAGACAGAAUUCCUACUCACGAAUGGACGUUCGAGGAGCAAUUCAAGCAAUUGUAUGAAUUGGGUACUGAACCAGAGAGGAAAGAAUUCCUGGAUGAUUUAUUUUCCUUUAUGCAGAAAAGAGGCACUCCAGUUAACAGAGUUCCUAUAAUGGCAAAACAAACAUUAGAUUUAUUCAAACUGUUCAAGCUGGUCGUUGAAAAAGGAGGACUUGUUGAGGUUAUAAACAAGAAAAUAUGGCGAGAGAUCAUUAAAGGCCUUAGUCUGCCGGCAUCAGUAACAAGUGCGGCGUUUACUCUUCGAACUCAAUACAUGAAAUAUCUUUAUCCUUAUGAAUGCUCAAAGAAGAAACUGUCCUCUCCAGCCGAACUUCAAGCCGCAAUUGACGGAAACCGGCGAGACAGUCGCAGAUCGUUUGGUUCAUUCCUGUCUCAAGCUGUGCCUUCAGAUGGUACACAUGUCUAUAACAGCCCCAGUCCUACAACAACGCCGCCUGCUUUUACAGGAAAUAGCAGCUCUCCUGGAAUCUCUCACCGGUCGAGUCCAGGCCCCUCUGCAUCAAACCAUGAUGUGCACGUGCCUCCGUCAGUCCAUGGCAACAACGGCGUUGCUAUGCUGCAUUCUCCAGGCGUAGUUCAGUACAGCCCAAAACGUUCCUCUAGCGUGACGGAAGUGACGUCACGGGGCGUGUCCUCCUCCCCGUCCGAUACAUCUCCUUGUGGUUCACCAGUCAAGAAAUUUGCUGCUGUGAAUGAGCGAAACAAUAAACCAACACCGACUCAGCUGCCUUGGACACAUAUUAAAAUACAAACUCAGCCUAAAGGUAUGGCUCAGAGCGGUCAGUUCCAGUUUCCCGAUCCAGAAAGAUCACGCGGCCGGGAGCCGCGGCAGUUGCCGCUGACCUUGCUAGACCAAGUGAGCGACAACUCGUUAUUGGUGUCUGUAGAACUUAAUGGCGUCGUGUAUCAAGGAGUUUUGUUUGCGCGGCAAAAUCGACCGGAUUCUCCAAAAAGUAACGAAGAUUACUAACUUAACUAUGUUAUUUUUAUUCGUCGAUUAUAAUACAGUGUAUAGGCUUACGAAGUGUUUUUCUGGUGGCUCUCGUAAAAUGAAGAUAAGGCGGACAAAACCGAGGUCGGUUUCAAUUAUGGUCGAAUAUCAAACAUCCCGUAUGUUGGCUUUGAUUGGUUUGAUAAAUUAUGAACCAAUUAGAACAGCUCUUCUACUGAACCAAUCACAGAGCUUCAUUCUCGAGAGCCAGUUGAAAACCGCUUUUAAAUCCUGUUAGAAAGUAGAGUUUAGAAAAGUAAUAUUUCGUAAAGUACUGCAAUUUUAUUUCUGCAAGACCACAUGACCAUGUAAGUUGCUUCAUUGACAGUUUAAUCAGAAUUAUUUUAGCAUAUUCGUUCGUUAAAUUUGAGCUACCAUUUGCUUUGUCAAAUUAACUUAUAUUUUAGUUACAUACCCUCGCCCCCUCCGGAAUUUGAUUUUCCUGGUCAACCUCCCCUUAGUUGGUCAAGAGAAAAUUACUGGGAGAGGUCCAAACUUGUUGCUGGUGUUUUCAAGCCAAGCUCUAUUUAGAAACAAGUUGAACAUGAUUCGUUGCUGAAGUAACACGUUUUAAAUCACAUAAUUAAGUUCUUUCGUGAUAUCUUUUAUUCAAUAUACUAUUUAUCGAUCUUCAUACUCCUAAUUUCGAAGAAAAUUUUCACUGUUCCUUAUAUUCACGACAAAGCAAGAAUUUAUGUAAGAUUUAACUUUAUAGUGUAGUGUCACUGUAGCGUUUUUGUAUCCUAGCCUUGCAAGUACGAUGCAAGGACAAGAAUGUUCGAGUGUUUUGAGACAAAACGUGUGAUUGUGGUAUCUGGUUUCAGAUUAUUUUUCCUGUCCAGUUGAUUACGGAAGCUCAGAAUUUGAUUUCACAUAAAUCAGAAAAGUUCGUCAUAUUUUGACUUUUUUGUACUGUUAAAAGUCGAGGAAAAUUCCUCGUCAAUGAAAAUAUUAUACUUCGUACUGUUGUUGAAUCUUCUAAUCAGGGUUGCUAAGAAGGCCAACUCGUUGUUUCUAUUAUAAAAAAACAAUCCAUUCACCAUUGUAAAUAAGUAAAGAAAUCUGAAUUACGAUGAUAAUAUUUUCCUUGAUUACUUAAACGAUGCCCUUAAAAAGCGUUUUUUAAACCUGGUCAAAUCGUUUCGGGAACGUAUUGUGAAACUUUUUUAACGAAGAUAAUCAAACAUUCUUAUUUAAAUGCCUUUCUUUUAAGAGGAUAAUCUCCAUAACUGUUGCGUUGAGGGUGUUAUGACAUCUGUAUUGUUUGCCGCGACAUUUUCUUCAGAUAAAUAAUUAUUUCUACAAGAGAUCGAGCCCGCGUUUAUUUUCAGUCAGUGCGGUUGCUAUGUCAUCAGCUCUACCCUAGCAUUUUGUCCUGCUGCGUGAUUGGGUUAUAUCGAAAAAUUGCUUCUUGUAUUUCACUAUUUUUUUUUCAUGUUAAGCUCUUUGAUAUGUAUUUAUCUUUUUAAUUACAGUCUUAGCACCCUCGACUGUGUAGUAAUUUAUCCAUAGAAUCGGUGGCGGACCAUUUUAUGUCCUUAGGGGUGAGGGAAGGUUGUGCAGUUAUUCUCACUAAUACCAUUUUUUGUUCACAUUAAUGUUUGGCAAUACUUUUUUUCCACUUAACGUGCUGUUAAAACGUUUUAGACCAGCAAAAGAUCCCAAAAGAAGCUCUGAUUUUCUUUAAUCGUCGGGUUGUUUAGGAUCUUUUACACCACUUUCCCUACGUAGGUGGUUUUUCGUCAAAUCCGCCCCACCGCCCCCCCGCCUCCUCCCAAGAAUGAAAUGGAAUGCCCCUGAACUACUCACAUGACUGUCUUCAGUACGAAUCUAAAAGAUACGCUAUAUUUGAGUACACAUAACAAGGUAGUCCCUGGUUCACAUUCAGUUAAAAGAAAUUUGCAUCACUUUCCCUACGUAGGUUGUUUUUCGUCAAAUACCCCCCCCCCCCCCCGCCUUCUCCUAAGAAUGAAAUGGAAUGCCCCUGAACUACUCACACGACUGUCUUCAGUACGAAUCUAAAAGAUACGCUAUAUUGAGUACACAUAACAAGGUAGUCUCUGGUUCACAUUCAGUUAAAAGAAAUUUGCACGCGUUGCGUGCCUAGAUUAACAAAUGAACUUAGAUUGUCGUCAUAUUAUCAUGGUCAACCCAUGUAAUUGUAAUCUUAGGUUUUAAGGUGCUCUAGAGGAAGCUACGUAAUCCAAUUUUUUCCUUCAUAGAGUUAGGCUCGUUUCCCCUACAUAGUGUUGAUGAAGUAAUGGUACAGUCCAAGUGGGAUUCGUAAACACAGUCAGCUCCCAUUUUAACUAACAGGGGCCGCGAUUGGUAUCCGUAACAAGAAGAGAGAGUCUUCAAUAGCGUGCAGAUAUUUUUGUUUCUGCAACUCUUCUUGAAUUCAGUUUGUCUGUAGAAGGAACGAUUCUGCAAUGCCGGAGUUGACUUUGUUUGAAUUGCCCACCAUUUACUGUGCUUCGAUAGCUAGUGUAUCGUGUAGUAUGUUAGCAAAGAUAGGAAAUUCAAAAAAGAAAAAAAAAAAAAAAGAAAAAUAUUACUUGUAACCGCGAUGAAAAUAUUGUUUCAAGACUGUACGUUUUUAAUAUGAAAGGUUCCUUCACUUUUACUUUGUUAAUUUGUUCAAACACCAUGGUGUUUUUUAAUAUAUACUGAAUGCAUCGAUCCUGUGUCAAUAUUUUUAUAACUGCGUCGAUAAUGAAGGAUUGUGUAUAUGUACACUUAUACAAAUAAAAGCAACAAAAAUGAAAAAA
Messenger RNA from Orbicella faveolata, 5301 nucleotides. Its product is annotated as AT-rich interactive domain-containing protein 3C-like. Gene Ontology annotation, molecular function: DNA binding. Gene Ontology annotation, biological process: regulation of transcription by RNA polymerase II. Gene Ontology annotation, cellular component: nucleus. NCBI's taxonomy places the organism in Eukaryota, Metazoa, Cnidaria, Anthozoa, Scleractinia, Merulinidae. The record is from RefSeq and is a predicted model, not a curated record.